Messenger RNA from Trifolium pratense (red clover), 1671 nucleotides. RefSeq names its product pentatricopeptide repeat-containing protein At1g62670, mitochondrial-like. Gene Ontology annotation, molecular function: protein binding. The annotation marks the transcript as partial. NCBI's taxonomy places the organism in Eukaryota, Viridiplantae, Streptophyta, Magnoliopsida, Fabales, Fabaceae. The record is from RefSeq and is a predicted model, not a curated record. The transcript is spliced from 2 exons.
AUAAUCUUGACAACCCUUAUAAAAGGUCUUUGUCUUAAUAAUGAGAUUCAGAAAGCAUUGUACUUUCAUGAUGAUAUUAUAGCAAAGGGAUUUCAGUUGGACCGUGUUUGUUACGGGACAUUGAUCAAUGGGUUGUGUAAAAUGGGACAUACAACACCUGCCCUCCAACUUUUGAGAAGACUCGAACAAGGAUCAGUCAAGCCUGGUCUGAUAAUGUAUACUACAAUCAUUGAUAGCAUGUGCAAAGAUAAGCUUGUAGAUGAUGCUUGUGAAUUGUUUUCUGAAAUGGUUAUCAAGGGAAUUUCGCCUAAUGUUGUCACUUACAAUGCUCUAGUCUAUGGUUUUUCUAUUUUGAGUCAAUUAAAACAAGUAGUUGUUUUGUUGAAUGAAAUGGUAUCCAAAAACAUCAACCCGAGUGUUUAUACCUUUAAUAUAUUGACAGAUGCGUUUUGUAAGGAGGGAAAGAUGAAAGAAGCUAAAAGUAUGUUAGCUAUGAUGAUGAAACAAGGUAUGAAACCUGAUGUAGUUACUUAUAGUACUUUAAUGGAUGGGUUCUUCCUUCGUAAUGAAGUGAGCAAGGCCAAAUAUAUAUUCAACACUAUGGUCCAAAGGGGAAUCAUGCCCGAUGUUAAGAGCUACAGUGUUAUGAUCAAUGGGUUCUGUAAGAGUAAAAUGGUGGAUGAAGCCAUCAAUCUCUUUGAAGAAAUGCAUUUCAAAAAUAUGUUUCCCAAUAGGGUAACUUACAGCACUCUUAUUGAUGGUUUGUGCAAAUCAGGGAGAAUUUCGUAUGCUUGGGAGCUUGUUGACGAGAUGAGUGACAGAGGUCAACAACCCGAUGUGAUCACUUACAAUUCCUUCUUGCACACUUUGUGCAGAAAGCAGCAUCUUGACAAGGCCAUUUCGUUAGCCAAGAAAAUUCAAGACCAGGGCAUUCAACUUGAUUUGUAUACAUAUAAUGUGCUUAUUGAUGGUCUGUGCAAAGGUGGAAGACUUAAGGAUGCACAACAUGUCUUUAAGGAUCUUGUGAUUAAAGGAUACAAUCUAGAUGUUGUAACGUACACAACUAUGAUUUGUGGACUUUGUAAUGAGGGCUUGUUUGAAGAAGCAUUAGCUUUGUUGUCAAAAAUGGAAGAUAAGGGUUGCUUUCCUAGUGCUGUUACUUUUGAAAAAAUGAUUUGUGCACUCUUCGAAAAUGGUGAGAAUGAUAAAGCAGAGAAACUUCUACGUGAAAUGAUUGUUAGAGGUCUACUAAAAGAGCAAAACUAGGUUGCAAACCAAGACCUGUAUGUGAUGUACCAUGAAAGUGAACAGAUAUCUUGACUUCAUGCAAGAAAGAGGCAUGGUGUACCGUGUACGGCCCUCUGUCUGUCGCGUAGUUAUAAAGAGAGAAACUUGAAUGUUGCAAGAGGCAUGGUGUAAGGCCCUCUAUGGCUCUAUCUCUUAAUUGAAUGCAUUCAUCUUUUCAUAUGAAUUGUGAAUUGAACUAUAAUUUUAGUUUUGCUUAAAAUACAUUUGAAGUGUUUGUAGUCUGUACCUGGUUUUGUUUAUUGUAUCGGAAUAGUUAGUGGAUUUGAGCUGUGUAAGCUGCCGCAGUAUUGUUCACACUUGGUUGCUUGUUUUGAGUGUUUUAGGUGCAAGUACUAUAUGGCUGACCUUGUUUCCCCUGCUUUA